Messenger RNA from Geodia barretti, 360 nucleotides. The record is from the annotation of a GenBank genome assembly. NCBI's taxonomy places the organism in Eukaryota, Metazoa, Porifera, Demospongiae, Tetractinellida, Geodiidae.
AUGGCAUUCAAGCUUAACCAUGUACACCUGAAGAGCCCCGACCCCAAGGAGACCGCCGACUUUUACGUUAACAGCCUUGGCGCUACCGUGGUGGCGGAGACGGCUAACGGUGGGUUCAGGCUGGACCUGCACGGCCUGCCGCUGAACGUGACUGGCAAGAUUGACAGCCAGACCCACGACCAGGUCUAUGGCAUCGAGCACAUCGCCAUAGAUACAGACGACAUCGAUGGCACCGUGGCAGCACUGAAGGCAAGCGGCGCGAAAAUUACGGAAGAGACCCAGGUAGGCAGCGGCCGACGGGUCUGCUUCUUUGAGGGGCCGGACGGGGUCUGCCUGGAAGUUUUGGAGAUGCAGGGGUAA